AUGGCGAUGCCUAUUUGUUUAUGGAUUGUCUGCAACUGCUCUUGGACCAUCAGCCGAGCCUUCAUGAACGGGAGCUCAGUGGAGCACGUGAUCGAGUUUGGCCUCGACUACCCCGAAGGCAUGGCUGUCGACUGGAUGGGCAAGAACCUCUACUGGGCCGACACUGGGACCAACAGGAUUGAAGUGGCCCGGCUAGACGGGCAGUUCCGGCAGGUGCUCGUGUGGAGGGACUUGGACAACCCGCGGUCAUUAGCCCUGGAUCCCACCAAGGGGCCUGUGUUCAUCCUGGUUGACACCAUCCCCCAGCAGCCCGUCAAGCUUAGCUACAUCUACUGGACUGAGUGGGGUGGCAAGCCCAGGAUCGUGCGGGCCUUCAUGGAUGGGACCAACUGCAUGACGCUGGUGGACAAGGUGGGCCGAGCCAAUGACCUCACCAUCGACUAUGCAGACCAGCGUCUCUACUGGACUGACCUGGACACCAACAUGAUUGAGUCGUCCAACAUGCUGGGAGGUGUUGGACAUACCCGUCAGGAGCGGAUUGUGAUUGCUGAUGACCUCCCGCACCCCUUUGGCCUGACACAGUACAGCGAUUACAUCUACUGGACGGACUGGAACCUGCACAGCAUCGAGCGGGCCGACAAGAUCAGCGGCCGGAACCGCACCCUCAUCCAGGGCCAUCUGGACUUUGUGAUGGACAUCCUGGUGUUCCACUCCUCCCGCCAGGAUGGCCUCAACGACUGCAUGCACAACAACGGGCAGUGCGGGCAGCUGUGCCUUGCCAUCCCUGGCGGCCACCGCUGUAGCUGUGCCUCACACUAUACCCUGGACCCCAGUAGCCGCAACUGUAGCCCCCCCACCACCUUCUUGCUGUUCAGCCAGAAAUGUGCAAUCAGCCGGAUGAUCCCCGACGACCAGCACAGCCCGGACCUCAUCCUGCCGCUGCACGGGCUGAGGAACCCCUUCGUUUUGACCUCUCCAAGCCAAAGCCAAAACCCAGACAGGCAGCCCCAUGAUCUCAGCAUUGACAUCUACAGCCGGACGCUGUUCUGGACAUGCGAAGCCACCAACUCCAUCAAUGUCCACCGACUAAAUGGGGAUGCCAUGGGGGUGGUGCUUCGUGGAGACCGGGACAAGCCAAGGGCCAUCGUCGUCAACGCUGAGCGAGGGUACCUGUAUUUCACCAACAUGCAGGACCGCGCUGCCAAGAUCGAGCGUGCGGCUCUGGACGGCACCGAGCGCGAGGUCCUCUUUACCACGGGCCUCAUCCGCCCUGUGGCCCUCGUGGUGGACAAUGCACUGGGCAAGCUCUUCUGGGUGGAUGCAGACUUGAAGCGCAUUGAAAGCUGUGACCUGUCAGGGGCCAACCGCCUGACCCUGGAGGACGCUAACAUCGUGCAGCCCAUGGGCCUGACCGUGCUCGGCAAGCACCUCUACUGGAUCGACCGCCAGCAGCAGAUGAUCGAGCGCGUGGAGAAGACCACUGGGGACAAGCGGACCCGGGUCCAGGGCCGUGUCGCCCACCUCACAGGCAUCCAUGCUGUGGAGGAAGUCAGCCUGGAGGAGUUCUCAGCCCACCCAUGUGCCCGGGACAAUGGCGGCUGCUCCCACAUCUGCAUUGCCAAGGGCGACGGGACGCCACGGUGCUCCUGCCCUGUCCACCUUGUGCUCCUGCAGAACCUGCUGACCUGUGGCGAGCCUCCCACCUGCUCCCCCGACCAGUUUGCAUGUGCCACGGGGGAGAUCGACUGCAUCCCAGGGGCCUGGCGCUGUGACGGCUUCCCCGAGUGCGACGACCAGAGCGACGAGGAGGGCUGCCCGGUGUGCUCGGCCGCCCAGUUCCCCUGCGCGCGGGGCCAGUGCGUGGACCUGCGUCUGCGGUGCGACGGCGAGGCUGACUGCCAGGACCGCUCGGACGAGGCGGACUGCGACGCUCUCUGCCUGCCCAACCAAUUCCGGUGUGCCAGUGGCCAGUGCGUCCUCAUCAAGCAGCAGUGCGACUCCUUCCCUGACUGCAUAGAUGGCUCCGACGAGCUCAUGUGUGAAAUCACCAAGCCGCCCUCUGAUGACACUCCAGCUCACAGCAGCGCCAUUGGGCCUGUCAUCGGCAUCAUCCUCUCACUCUUUGUCAUGGGCGGGGUCUAUUUUGUUUGCCAGCGUGUGGUGUGCCAGCGCUACGCAGGGGCCAAUGGGCCCUUCCCGCAUGAGUACGUCAGUGGGACCCCCCACGUGCCCCUCAAUUUUAUAGCCCCAGGUGGCUCACAGCAUGGUCCCUUCACAGGCAUCUCAUGCGGCAAGUCCAUGAUGAGCUCCGUAAGCCUGAUGGGGGGCCGGGGCGCGGUGCCCCUCUAUGACCGCAACCACGUCACUGGGGCCUCCUCCAGCAGCUCAUCCAGCACGAAGGCCACACUGUACCCACCGAUCCUGAACCCGCCACCGUCCCCUGCCACGGACCCCUCCCUGUACAACAUGGACAUGUUCUACUCUCCAAACAUUCCGGCCACUGCCAGACCGUACAGGCCCUACAUCAUUCGUGGCAUGGCGCCCCCGACAACGCCCUGCAGCACGGACGUGUGUGACAGCGACUACAGUGCUAGCCGCUGGAAGGCCAGCAAGUACUACCUGGAUUUGAACUCAGACUCAGACCCCUACCCGCCCCCACCCACGCCGCACAGCCAGUACCUGUCGGCGGAGGACAGCUGCCCACCUUCGCCCGCCACCGAGAGGAGCUACUUCCACCUAUUCCCGCCACCCCCGUCCCCCUGCACGGACUCGUCCUGACCUCGGCUGGGCCACCCCGUGUCUCUGCACCCUUGUAAAUAGUUUUAAAUAUGAACAAAGAAAAAAUAUAUUUUAUGAUUUAAAAAAUAAAUAUAAUUGGGAUUUUAAAAACGUGAGAAAUGUGAACAGUGAUGGGGGUGGGCAUGGCUGGGAAAACUUUGUACAGUGGAGAAAUAUUUAUAAACUUAAUUUUUUUUAAAACAUAA
Messenger RNA from Galeopterus variegatus (Sunda flying lemur), 2984 nucleotides. It is a transcript of the gene LRP5, whose product is annotated as low density lipoprotein receptor-related protein 5. The coding region runs from base 1 to 2778 and encodes 925 amino acids. Gene Ontology annotation, molecular function: protein binding. The record is from RefSeq and is a predicted model, not a curated record. The transcript is spliced from 17 exons. Lineage: Eukaryota; Metazoa; Chordata; Mammalia; Dermoptera; Cynocephalidae.